UUUAAAUCGCGAGGGGGUCGCGGGUACCAUGAACCAUGUAGCGUUGUGCACGGAAUUUUGUUGAUUAAAAGAAAGCAAAUUAGAAGGCAAGAAUUCGCAAAUGUGCAAAAAGCGCCUCCACCUCGACUUUCGAAUGUGAUCUCAAUUAAGAACUGUUAGUAGGUACAUUGGUAUUAGAAGUCAAUUUAACUUGGAAAUUCGAAAAUUGCAUUGUUUUUGUGCCGGCGCCUGCAAGACAAAACGAAUUGAAACAGAAACGAAAGCGUUUUUUUUUUCAUUUACUGUUAUUACACCUCCCAAGAAGAAGAGGGUAGAUUAGUGUGUGGUCAAAACUGGAGUGCAGGCGACGCUCCAACAAAUCGAACUUCUUUGUGUUUAUUUAUGUGUGUUUUUUUUCGUUAUUUUACUUCUAUUUGAAAUUAAAGUGUCAAAAUUUGACUGAAAAGGCUUAAAGGAGGGAGAGGCUGAGGCCAUGACUCGCUAUUAGUGUUCGUGUGUGUACGUGCAGAAAGUGACAUCCAUCCCAGUACCCUGUAGCAAGCGGUCGGGGGGAGGGGUUUGGCUGAAAGGGAAGAAGAAGCAAUAACCGCAACACGCGGUGCGCUCUCUCUGUUAUUUUUUUUUUUUUUUUUAUCAAAAGGGCGGGAAGGUUUAUUCGGUUCUUUUGGUAAACAACAAAAAAUGUCGAAAACAUCGAGUGGAAGUGGCGAACCAAAGCGUGUCAGUCUAACCACUAUAAGCCAAACGGAGACAGCGGCUGCAGCAGCGGCAGCCUUUCCCUCCAGAUUUGGUGGCGGUGAUUUUCUUGAACCGGAGGUUCCAUCAGCCAAAUCUUCAAAGACCACCAAUAAGAGUAUACGCUUGAAAUUGGAACUAUUCGAAACAGAUUCCAACAAAUAUCCAGAAUUUAAUUAUACAAAGCUCCUGCAUGUGGAAAAGAAAAGGGCCAAGAAAUUGAAGGGCAAAACCAGCGGUGGACCGGGAAGUGAUCCAUUUGGAGAUAACGAUGAUGAUGUUGCGCGAAUUGCCAAGGAGUUGGAAGCCAAAUAUGGCAAUGCUUAUGUCAAGGGCAGAGGGCGUAGCAAAAAGGAUGACUUUUGCGACAUUGGCAUGGGCUAUGAUGAAUCUGACUCUUUCAUAGACAAUACGGAAGCGUACGACGAAGUUAUACCCGAAGAGGUUGAGACUAUUAAAGGCGGCUUCUAUAUCAACUGUGGAGCCUUAGAGUUUAAGAAUCUAAUCAAGAAAUCAUAUACCACCCGCACCGAUGAAAUCAUUAAAAUGCCAGAGAGAUCCCGCAAACGUAUUAUAUCAUCUAGUUCUGAUUCAUCUUCUUCUUCGUCCAGCGAUGGCGAGGACAAUGAUGAUGACGACGAGGACGAUGACGAUGAUGAGGAGGACGAUGACGAAGAAGAAGAGGAAGAUGGCAGCGAUAGCGAAAGCCUUGAGGAUGAAGAUACUGGGUCAGUAGCCGCAGCCAAAGCCAAGAAAAAGUACAAAGACAAAUUAGAAAAGAGGCAAAAAUCCAGUGCUUCAAAUGAAAAGGCUAAGAUUGCCAUUAAUCCCAGCAUAGACAAGAAAAAGACCGUUAAAAAGUUAGAUGGCACCUCAUCGUCAUCGAACUCUCCUCGUCCCAGUGCUAAAGAAAAUUCGGAUACAGAUGAGCGUCAGGCUCAGGCCCUGAAGAAGGUCGUUAAGACAACCACCGUCAAGGAUAUGCUUAAAGCAAAAAGGGAUAGCUUUCUCAAAUCCCAAGGUGGAACGUCCAAUAAGGGAACGCAUAAUGGCGAACUUAAAUGCAAUUCCACGGAUGUCGAGUCCAGUAGUGAAAAUGGUGGCACAGAUUCGGCUACGGAGCAAGGCAAAAACGAAAAGCAGCCCAAAGGAAACAACGGAGUGGACAAUCUACGAACAGGAGACACUGCGUUACCCACAUCACUAGAUAACGAGACCCUAUCAAUCAUCCAGAGCUUUAAGGAUGCGGUUAGAAGUCGCGAUAUGUGUGGCAAAAAGUUCUUUUUCGAUGAUAAGCUAACAGCACUCCUCCUGAAGUUAUACGAGUCACUACUCUGUACGGAUCGUAAUGCACGUAAUAUGGUCUAUGCACACUUGGAAUAUCAAUUACAAUUGCCGAAAUACUUUAUCCUACGCAAGGCCAAGGCCAUGAUAUCCAAGGAGGAGAGAAACAAGUCGACAAAUGCUCUGGAUAAGCUGCGCAAGGCGAUUACCGAGAUUAUGCCAAGGGCAAUAGCAAACUAUGAAAUAGAACUACAUCAGUGCAGUAUCCAGGCGGCGGUGGAUAUCAACUCGGAACAUCCUCCCAAGAUGCCGCGAAAGAAAUUCCAAUGGAAUAGUGAAUUGAGGCAACUUUUGUAUGAUGUAUAUCAGGCACGAUGGACAUCGUACGCUGUGCUCGGCAAGCGCAAAGACUCAUUGGAGGAAUUCAUUAAUGGUUAUCUGAAGAAGAAAGUGGUGGAACUUUGGCCAAAGGGCUGGAUGCACUAUGACGAUUUGCAACGUGAAAUCGAUCGGUAUAAAAAUACUAGUAAAAAAACAAAAGAUAAACCAAAGGCAAAAGGGCUUGCUGCUCCUAUUUCCAAUGCUGAAUCGUUAUCAAGCCAUGCCUCCAAUUAUCUGAAACCUAUAAUCGAGGAGAGUCGAUCACGUGCCAAUUCUGAUACAGAUUCAGCAACAAGUGCCUCAUCGAAUAGUCUAAAACGAAAGCUCAAAGAGCCGCCGUCAACGAAACCGAAUGUCAAACCGCCCAAAGUGAAAAAGACGGCAGCAGCAGCGGCGGCCAAGCAGACACCGCAGGAAACGCAGCAGCCGCAGCAUAUCCUACCCAAUCCCCUCGAAACACUUUUAAAUAUGCCUAGUACCUCCGCUCAAGCAGCUGCCCUAGCUGGCGUCAUUGAUUUGGCCUCCAUCACUAAGAAAACCGAUCAUAGCAUAUUUAACAUAAUGACAGCCUCAGCUUUGGCAGCUGCCUCAUCUGUUUCGGGAUCUAAGUCCAUUCCGGUAUCUCCUUCUGUUACAGCCACUGCCAGUUUAGCCUCCACAUCCGCCAAUGCCACGACAAUCAAAGUCGGCAAUCAACAUUCCAAUAUGAGUGUCAGUACAGCACGGCCUACACCUCAUAUCAUUAAUCUGGAUGAUUACAGAAGUCCCAGUGAUAUUUUGCAGACAUCAAAGCAGCUGGUCGCCACUAAUGUCUCCAACACGAAACCCAACAACUCCAUUACGAUUUCACCUGCGCAAGAGGCCCGCUGGGAGAGUAGCGGGGAAUCAGAUGGUGUUGAGUUUGUGGGCUGCUAUCCAGCUACAAAACCUGGGGUGAAAAAUAAAGUCGCACACAAAACAAAAGUAAAACCAUCUUCAGCAAAUGGAGCAAACCUAAGUGUGGGGUCACUUGGCUUUAAAAUGGACAACAUGUAUGUUUAUAAUAACAAUAACAAUGCCAAACUGGGUUUGCCCAUGAGCGCAGCGGGUGUUGCGGCUGGCGCAUUGGGCCAACAUGCGUUCGAUCUCACCAAUCCGCAUAUAAUAAAGGCCAUGAACGAUUUAAAGACUUUAGAGAAACAAAUGAAAUGUUCACCACAAUUCACCACCGUCGUCUCGCCUAGCAGUCUGAAGAGCGCCGGAGCGGGAACAGCAGCAACUGGCGCUGGAACGCCAUCGACGCCCCAAUGACAUUCAACAAAUGCCGCACAGACGCCUACGCAAACGCAGACGCCAGUGUCGGCAUUCUACAAUCACGAGCAGGCUGUUGCAGCUGCCCUCGUGCUCUCCUCCAUGAGUGUGCCCACCAACCACUAUGAUCCGCACCAGCAUAAGACUCUGAACCUGAUAAAUGGCUCUACUGUGAAUGCUGGCGGGGGUUUAACCACUGCCACCGGCCAGGUUGGGACACUAACCGCCACAACACUGCCCCAAGUAUUUUUAAAGCCUUCUCCACCUCCGCCGCCUUCAGCCAUAGAAGUAGUGUCGUCUAGCAAUGGACAACAUCCGCACCAGCAGCAGCAGCAGCAGCAACAACAAUUACAACUGCCCACAAAAUUUGUUUAGUUUUUCAUUUUCCCCGCCUCUAUUUUCUACUGCUCCCCGAAUAAGCGAUUCUAAGUUUAAAUAUCUCCAAAAUUAGUUGAUAUUUACAUAUAUAUUUAUAUAGGUAGAUAUGUAUAAAGGUUUCGUAAGCGCUUUAGUCAUUUGCAAAAUUUAUUUCUUUAUUCGAGUCGCAAAGAAAUUUAAUUAUUGUUUUCGUAUUGUAUUUUAAUUGGUCCAUUUAGACUUGCAUACUUAUCAAGAAAUUAAGCAAAACAAGUUUAUCUAGUUAUUUUUAGCGAACCAUUGUUUAUUAAAUAAAAGAAGAAA
This is a messenger RNA of Drosophila willistoni, 4371 nucleotides long. RefSeq names its product yemanuclein (gene yem). Lineage: Eukaryota; Metazoa; Arthropoda; Insecta; Diptera; Drosophilidae. Bases 682 to 3690 code for a protein of 1002 amino acids. Gene Ontology annotation, cellular component: nucleus. The record is from RefSeq and is a predicted model, not a curated record. The transcript is spliced from 6 exons.